UGACAGCAUUGAUUCUCCAAGAGGGCUUGUCAGUGGAAGACUAUAGGAAGUGCCUUCCCUUCGCUGGGAGAAAGGGAGGAUUGAGGAUAACACGUUCUGAGUCAUCCUCGGCUACGUAUCCUGUCUUAGUGCCAUUGUGCGUGCACGCGUGUUUGUGUGUGCAUGUGCACAUAUGUGUGAAGGCCAGGGGACAACCUCAGAUGGUAUAUCUCAGAAACCCUGGAAUUACAGAUGUUCACUCUCAAGCCUGGCUUUAUCUAUGUUCUGAGGAGCUAAAGGUUCUCACGCUUGAACAGUUUCUCUCCACAUGGCUGCCAAGGAAGCAACGGUCACCGUUCGCCUCAUCCGUUCGUUUGAACAUCGAAAUUUCAGACCUGUAGUAUAUCAUGGAGUUAAUUUGGACCAAACUGUGAAGGAAUUUAUAAUUUUUCUAAAGCAAGAUGUCCCUUUGAGGACCAGCCUGCCUCCACCACUCAGAAAUUACAAAUACGAUACACUAAAGAUUCUUCAUCAAGCUCACAAAGCAAAGACGAAUGAGCUGGUGAUGGGUUUGGAGGACGACGACACACUCCUACUGAAGGAAGACAGAACGCUGAAGGACUCGGGGAUAGCCGGUGAGACUGAAAUUGCUUUCUUCUGCGGAGAAGAUUAUGAGAGAUAUAAGGCUAAUCCCACCUCGUCCUGGUGAGCGUGCCGGCACACCUUCGCAACCCUUCUUCCAAAGUGAGCUUUUUAAAUUGUCAAAUAAAGCUUUAAAAAAUU
Chionomys nivalis (European snow vole) is the source of this 762-nucleotide messenger RNA. It is a transcript of the gene C5H2orf76, whose product is annotated as chromosome 5 C2orf76 homolog. The record is from RefSeq and is a predicted model, not a curated record. The transcript has 7 exons. The coding region runs from base 308 to 688 and encodes 126 amino acids. Lineage: Eukaryota; Metazoa; Chordata; Mammalia; Rodentia; Cricetidae.